Messenger RNA from Xenopus laevis (African clawed frog), 5220 nucleotides. RefSeq names its product gem-associated protein 5-like (gene gemin5.L). Bases 67 to 4551 code for a protein of 1494 amino acids. The record is from RefSeq and is a predicted model, not a curated record. Lineage: Eukaryota; Metazoa; Chordata; Amphibia; Anura; Pipidae. The transcript is spliced from 29 exons.
UUGUAGCUGAGAACAAACAAGUCCCGGUAUGUCUUCUGUGAGGAUGACGGGAGUUGUAGUUAAGGGAUGACGGUAGUUGUAGUUAAGGGAUUGUUGAAAGAGCCUCGGGUGGACAGAUACUUGCUGUGUGAUAGGAUGGGGGAACAGGAUCGAAUGCUCAGUGCGUCACCCAACUGGUACUGUAGCCGCUCCAGUGAUGCUGCCGGAGGCCUGUUUGGAUUUGCUGCUCGAAAUUCUAUCUACCUCCUGCACAUUAACCCACAGGAGCCUGGAUUUUAUGGAGAGCUGGUUGGACAUACAGACCGUGUCUCUGGCUUUGCUUUCUCCCACUUCUCAGGCCAAUCUCAUCUGUGUGCCAGUAGCUCAGAUGAUGGUACUGUAAAGGUUUGGGACACACAGACUAAGAACACUGUGACGGAGCACCAGCUCCAUCGGAACACAAUCUCUGCCCUGCACUGGUCGCCUUUGGUGAAGGAUCUGCUGAUAUCUGGGGAUGAAAAAGGAGUAUUGGUUUGUUUUUGGUGUAACCGGAAUGACAGCCAGCAGUUUUUUCCUGAGCCAAGGACCAUCUUCUGCCUUUCCUGCUCUCCGCACAAGGAGGACAUUGUAGCUAUAGGGUACAAGGAUGGCAUGAUAGUCCUGGUGGAUAUCAGCCGCAGAGGAGAUGUGGUGCAUCGGCUACGAGGGCAUGAUGAGGAGAUACAGUGUUUGGUGUGGAACCCCCACGCCCAGGAGUGUGACCUGCAACAAAAGCCAGAGGAGACAGAUACAAACACAGCCAACGGGGAGCUCCUUCCUGAGAUGGAGAACAAGAAAUGUUAUAUGGCUUCUGGCAGCAAAGAUCAAACUAUCCGUAUUUGGAGUACCUCUACAGGAAAAGCAGUUACAGUGUUGAAGUUGCCGUACCUUAAGCGCCGUGGAGGUGGGGUAGAUCCAGCCAUUAAGGAGCGUCUCUGGUUAACACUGCACUGGCCACCUGGCCAUCCAACACAGAUACUGUCCAGUUGUUUCGGCGGUGAACUGAUCCUGUGGGAUUUAGCCAAAUCCGGGAAGCAGAAAUGGACUCUUCUGGGCACGUCUGAUGGACAGAACCAUUCCCGUAUUGUCUUUAACCUUUGUUCUAUGGUCACUGAGGAAGGGAAGGAGCUCUUACUGUCUACUUCCAUGGACCGAGAUGUGAAAUGUUGGGAUCUGGGCUCCCUGUCCUGCUGUUGGUCCUUAACGUCCCUCGGUGGCUUUGUAUACAGUCUGGCUUUCUCCCCAGUAGCAGCUGGUAGCCUGGCUGUUGGGGUGGGAGACAGCAUGAUCCGCGUGUGGAAUACAAUGUCUGUCGUCAAUGCAUAUGAUGUGAAGACUCUGUGGCAGGGAAUCAGAUCCAAGGUCACUGCGCUGUCAUGGCAUCCCACCAAAGAGGGCAGCCUUGCUUUUGGCACAGAGGAUGGGAAAGUUGGUAUCUUUGAGGUCUACGUCAGCAAACCCCCUCAGAUUUCCAGUACCUACCACAAGAAGACUGUUUAUUCCUUGUCCUGGGGACCUCCGCUGCCUCCAUUUUCAUUUGGCGCAGAAGGGGACCAUCCUUCAUAUACACUGUACAGCUGUGGUGGGGAAGGGGUUAUUUACCAGCACAACCCUUGGAAACUGACAGAUGAAGCCAGUAAUAUUAACAAGCUGAUCCUGGACACCAAUGACAUCAAACACAAGUUACCGGCACACACAGAGUUAAACUGGAGACCUGAUGGACAGUAUUUAGCUAUUGGCAAUGAAGAUGGAACCAUUGAGGUCUUCCGCAUGCCAUGUCUGCAGCUCAUGUGUACCAUUCAACAGCAUCACAAGCUAGUGAAUGCCGUGCGGUGGCAUCACGGUCAUAGCCAAGACCCCGAUUUGAGCUUCCUACUGGCAUCUGGAUCUAACAAUGCUACCAUCUAUGUGCACAAUCUGAAGGGGCCCCUCGAGAAUCCCUCAGAUUCCCCAAUCACCAUCACUGAGCCUUUCCGUACCCUUCUUGGGCACACUGCAAAGAUCACAAGCCUGUCAUGGAGCUCUCACCACGAUGCCAGACUAGUGUCUGCCAGUUACGAUGGAACUGCUCAGGUAUGGGAUGUUCUGCAAGAAGAGCCGCUCAGUAACUAUCGUGGGCACAAAGGGAGGCUGCUGUCUGUUCAGUGGUCUCCUGUGGAUCCAGACCAGGUGUGGACAGGAGCUGAUGAUUUUUGCCUUCAUAAUUGGUCUAUAUCGAAACAGGAACAUAGCAGGCCCCCCAAAGGGAAAAAAGCCAUUGAUUUUGAAAAAAAGCGUGGCCUUCAAUCAAAACCAAAAGCCAAGAAGAAGAAAAAGUUAGACACACCCAAAGAGGAGACAGGGGGGGAGUUACUGAAGGGAGAAGAGGAGAGCCCUCUAACACAGAAUGGGACAUCCGAUCAAGAGCAUGGGACUCCUGAGCCAGUGGCAACUGACAAAGACUUACAUGAAGCAGAUGUAGAACGUUCGUCUCAGUUGGUCACUUCUCCAGUUCCUGCUCCAGAUAAGCACAGUCCCAUUUCAUUUUCUAAGGCUGGACCCAUUAGGAAGGACCAGGCCAAAGAACGAGCAGAUUUACAGAGGAAGAAGAAGAGUCGGUCGUUGCUUCCCAUCAGCACCAGCAAAGAUCACCGAUCCAAAGAAGAGCAACACAGAGACUGUGUUAAGUUGGCGACUGCUCUCUGUGCUAAGGAUUUGAAAGAGAGAUCUGAUUCUCACUCAGAGGACGCAACGCACCUGGGAUUAUACAGUGACCGUGCAUCCCUGUAUCGGCUUAUGGAAGAGGAGGGUCAGGCUCAUCUCGAGAAUGGGCACCCUGAACUUCAGCAUCAGAUCAUGCUUUGGAAAGGGGAUCUUAAGGGGACUUUGCAACUGGCUGCAGAGAGGGGUGAACUGACUGACCAGUUGGUGGCGCUGUCGCCCAUGGCUGGAUACAACGUAUGGCUAUGGGUGGUUGAAGCCUUUGUGAAACAGCUGUGCUUUCAGGAACAGUAUGUGAAAGCUGCUUCCCACCUGCUGUCCAUUAAUAAAGUGUAUGAAGCUGUGGAACUGCUCAAGGGAAACCACCUCUACAGAGAAGCCAUUGCAGUUGCAAAGGCUCGGCUCCUCCCUGAUGAUCCGGUCCUGCGGCAGCUGUACACUGGCUGGGCUGCAGUUCUAGAGCAAGAUGGGCACUAUUCCAUGGCUGCUAAGUGUUAUUUAGGGUCUUCCUCUCCCUAUGAUGCUGCCAAGGUGCUGGCUAAAAAAGGGGAUUUGCUGUCUCUGAGCACUGCUGCCGAACUUGCAUUAGUUGCAGGAGAAAAGGACCUCGCUGCUUCAUUUGCCAUCCGCUGCGCCCAGGAACUGGUCACUGCAAAGAACUUUGUAGCUGCCCAAGAAGCACUGCGACAGCAUCACAGUCUACUGGGGCAGAGACUGCUGUUCUGUACUAGUGAGCUGCUGUACACUCAUUUGGAGGAGAAGAUGCCGGUAGAUUGGAAAACACAAAGCAGCCCAUGUUUCCAUGAACAAACAGGCAAUAGUAAUGGGGAAUCCUUCAUGGCUAAGCUUAGCCGUCUAUGGAAGAGCGUGUGUGGAGUAAAUAGCCCGGGACAAUACACAGAUGCCUUACAGCAACUGUCUGCUUCAGAGAUUCCACAGACCACGGUCAAUACUGGCCCUAAACAGCUGCUGUUGCACCUUUCCCAUGAGAUCACCAUAUUAUCUCUAAAUUGCCAGCUUAAUAACUGGGAAGAGGCUGCUCCAUCACUCCUCCGUGUCCUGUUCCGCUGUCACCAGGCAGGGCAUUUCACCCUGAUGCAGGGGAUAGCUAGACUGCUGCUUCCUAACGGCUGUGAAGAGCUGAGGGCUAUGUUGCCCCCAGAAAACAAAGAGAGCUUGACUGCCUGUGACAGCGUGGAGGCCUUCCUUGCCUACAUAAAGAUGUAUGAGAUGUGGUGGGGGCAGCAAGAAAUGCAAACAAAUUCCAAAGAACCAGCGGCUGAAGUCAAUAUGGAUAGUCCAAAUGGAGACCCUGAUGCCAUGCAGGAGGCAGAGCAGGAUAUAAAACCAAGGGAUAUAUGUGGCUUUGAGGUGCUGCUCUCAGACCACCAUGCACCCUUCCAGAGUGCCCAAAGGGAGAUUUCAGAGGUUCAAAGAGCCCUCCGGGAGAUGAUACAGCAACACCAGAAAAUUAGGCAGAACGAGGACAGUUCCUUGGAACUAGAACCAGAGCCUGAAUUAAACACUUCUCCAUCUCAGGAUAAAACUCCCGACAGCCAAGCCAAUGUAUCCGCAUGUCCAAGUCCCGUGUCACUGACAGAGCUCAUGAAGAGGCUUUCAACAGCUAACCAUAAACUAGCAGAGUUCCCUGACUAUUUAAAGGCCUUACCCUUCCCUGAUGUACUGGAGAGCUGCCUGGUGCUACUUCAUCUUCCGUCCUAUCAAAUCUCCCCAGAUAUGCGCUCCAGAGCCUUGGCUCUGUUGCACAGUUAUGUCCCUGGAUCUUCAGACCACAAGAAAGCAGCCAAGAAGUUCCUCUCCUUCCCAGAAUGAUUUUUAUGGACUCCAGUUUGCUGCUUCCGGCUCUGCAAUAACUGUUGCAUUAUGUGGGUGCUACCAGUUGCUUCCAUUGGAGGCUGCAAAUACAUCUUCAUCCUGUAGAAAAUAAUUCAAGCUGGAGAAACAUCAGUUGCACAGAUUGUAAGAAAUGCAUGGAAGGCUGCUUAGGGGACCAUGGCUUUAACCUAUAUCAUUUAAUUCGCUUCCAGGUACCUACAUAUCUAUGGCACUGGAAAGCAGACUGGGGCUCUGGAUGGACAAAUAAAUACCCAACCAGAAUGUACUACCUAAUGUCAGCUGUCAUUGUGAUUAGGGUUGCCACCUUUUUUGGAAAGAAAUAAUGGCCUUCCUGUAUAUUUCGAUUUUUUUUCCCUAUUAAUAACAUUGGGGUCAAGCAUCAUUUUUACUGGUCAGGCCUGUAGAAUACUGGCCAGGUGGCAACCCGAAUUGUGUUGGCUCCCAUACUCACAACAAUAAGAUCCCAGCUACAGCAGUAGUGUAAGUGGGAAACAGGGGCACAGUUCACCUAUUAAAUUAAAAGAGAAAGGUGAUCAUUGUCUUGUAAACAUGUUCAGUUUGAUCAGUCUAUCCUGGGGGUACAUAAAGGAAACCUAUGCCUGUAUUUAUAGUUAUAUAUAGUCAUAAUAUAUGGCUUGAUUGUUG